AUGCUCGAGGCAUGCCUAGACCGCGCCGCGCCCUUUGAGAGUCGCACCAGCAGAGCUGGCGGUACCACCCCAACCAUCAGUAGCAGCACCAGCAGCACCAUCAGCAGCACCAGCAGCAGAACCAGCAGCACCAGUAGCACCACCAGCAGCACCAGCAGCAGCAGCAGCACCACCACCACCAAUACCACUAGCACCAGUAGCAACAGCAGCACCGGCAAUACCAGCAGCAUCACCAGCAGCACCAGCAACACCUGCGGCACCACUAGCAGCAACAGUAGCAACAGCACUACCAGCAGCACCUGCAACAUUAGCAGCACCAGCGUCAACAACACCACCACCACCAGCAACAGCAGCACCACCAACAUCAAUACUAUCAGCACCAGUAGCACCAGCAGCACCAGCAGUACCAGCAGCACCACCAGCAGCACCUGCAACACUAGCAGCACCAGCGUCACCACCACUACCAGCACCAGCAGCAGCAGCACAGCAGCAGCAGCACCACCACCAAUAACACCAGCACCAGUAGCACCAGCAGCAGCAGCACCAGCAGCACCAACAACCAUCAGCAGCACUUGCGGCACUAGCAGCAGCAGAAGCAGCAGAACUACCACCACCACCACCUCCACUAGCACCAACAGCACCACCAUCACUGCUAGCGCCACCACCAGCAGCAGCAGCACGAACCGCGCCGCGCCCUUUGAGAGUCGCACCAGCAGAGCUGGCGGUACCACCCCAACCAUCAGUAGCAGCACCAGCAGCACCAUCAGCAGCACCAGCAGCAGAACCAGCAGCACCAGUAGCACCACCAGCAGCACCAGCAGCAGCAGCAGCACCACCACCACCAAUACCACUAGCACCAGUAGCAACAGCAGCACCGGCAAUACCAGCAGCAUCACCAGCAGCACCAGCAACACCUGCGGCACCACUAGCAGCAACAGUAGCAACAGCACUACCAGCAGCACCUGCAACAUUAGCAGCACCAGCGUCAACAACACCACCACCACCAGCAACAGCAGCACCACCAACAUCAAUACUAUCAGCACCAGUAGCACCAGCAGCACCAGCAGUACCAGCAGCACCACCAGCAGCACCUGCAACACUAGCAGCACCAGCGUCACCACCACUACCAGCACCAGCAGCAGCAGCACAGCAGCAGCAGCACCACCACCAAUAACACCAGCACCAGUAGCACCAGCAGCAGCAGCACCAGCAGCACCAACAACGCCAGCAGCACCAAUUGCGGCACCAGCACCACCAGCACCAACAGCACCACCAUCACUACUAGCACCAUCACCAGCAGCACCACACCAUCACCAGCAGCACCACCAACAGCAUCUGCAAUAUCAGCAGCACCAGGAGCAGCAGCAGCAGCACAUCAUCAGCAUCACCACCACCACCACCAUCAGCACCAGUAGCACCAGCAGCAUCAGCAGUACCAGCAGAACUACCAGCAGCACAAGCGUCACCACCACCACCAGCAGCAGCAGCAGCAGCAGCAGCAGCAGCAGCAGCAGCAGCAGCAGCAGCAGCAGCAGCAGCAGCAGCAGCAGCAGCAGCAGCAGCAGCAGCAGCAGCAGCAGCAGCAGCAGCAGCAGCAGCAGCAGCAGCAGCAGCAGCAGCAGCAGCAGCAGCAGCAGCAGCAGCAGCAGCAGCAGCAGCAGCAGCAGCAGCAGCAGCAGCAGCAGCAGCAGCAGCAGCAGCAGCAGCAGCAGCAGCAGCAGCAGCAGCAGCAGCAGCAGCAGCAGCAGCAGCAGCAGCAGCAGCAGCAGCAGCAGCAGCAGCAGCAGCAGCAGCACCACCACCACCACCAGCACCAGUAGCACCAGCAGCAUCAGCAGUACCAGCAGAACUACCAGCAGCACAAGCGUCACCACCACCACCAGCAACAGCAGCAGCAGCAGCACCACCACCAAUACCACCAGCACCAGCACCACCAGCAGCAGCACCAGCAACACCAGCAGCACCAACAUCACCACCACCACCAGCACCAGCAGCAGCAGCAGCACCACCACCAAUACCACCAGCACCAGCACCACCAGCUGCAGCACCUGUAACACCAGCAUCACCAGCAGCAGCACCAGACGUACCAGCUACACCAGCAGCAUCAAUUGCGGCACCAGCACCACCAGCACCAACAGCACCACCAUCACCACCAUCACCACUAGCACCAUCACCAGCAGCACCAGCAACAUCACCAGCAGCACCAGCAACACCUGCGGCGCCACUAGCAGCACCAUCACCACCACCACCACCAGUAGCACCAGCAGCAUCAGCAGUAGCAGCAGCAGCACCAGUAGCAGCACCACCACUACCACCACCACCAACACCAUUACCGGCAGCAGCACGAGCAGCACCAGCAGCACCAGCACCAACAGCACUACCAUCACCACUAGCGCCACCACCAGCACCUGCAACACUAGCAGCACCAGCGUCACCACCACCACCAGCACCAGCAGCAGCAGCAGCACCACCACCAAUACCACCAGCACCAGCACCACCAGCAGCAGCACCUGCAACACCAGCAGCACCAGCGUCACCACCACCACCAGCACCAGCAGCAGCAGCAGCACCACCACCAAUACCAUCAGCACCAGCACCACCAGCAGCAGCACCUGAAACACCAGCAGCACCAAUUGCGGCACCAGCACCACCAGCACCAACAGCACCACCAUCACCACUAGCACCAUCUCCAACAGCACCAGCAACAGCACCAGCAACACCAGCAGCAUCAGCAACACCUGCGGUACUAGCAGCAGCAUCAACAAUACCAGCAGCACAACCACCACCACCAAUUCCACCAGCACCAGUAGCACCAGGAGCACUAGGAAUACCAGCAGGAUCACCAGCAGCAACACCAGCAGUAACAGCUACACCAGCAGCACCAAUUGCGGCACCUGCACCACCAGCACCAACACCACCACCAUCACCACCAUCACUACUAGCACCAUCUCCAACAGCACCAGCAACAGCACCAGCAACACCAGCAUCAUCAGCAGCACCUGCGGCACUAGCAGCUGCAUCAGCAAUACCAGCAGCACAACCACCACCACCAAUUCCACCAGCACCAGUAGCACCAGGAGCACUAGGAAUACCAACAGCAUUACUAGCAGCACCAGCAACACCUGCGGCACCACUAGCAGCAGCACCACCACCACAACCAAUACCACCAGCACCAGUUGCACCAGUAGCACCAGCAGCACCAACAGCACUAACGUCACCACCACCACCACCACCAGCAGCAGCAUCAUCACCACCACCAAUAGCACCAUCACCAGUAGCACCAGCAGCACCAGCAAUACCAGCAGCAGCACCAGCAACACCUGCGGCACCACUGGCAGCACCAGCAGCAUCAGCAGUACCAGCAGCACUACCAGCAGCACUUGCAACACUAGCAGCACCAGCGUCACCACCACCACCAGCACCAGCAGCAGCAGCAGCACCACGACCAAUACCACCAGCACCAUCACCACCAGCAGCACACCAAUUGCGACACCUGCCACACCAGCACCAACAGUACCACCAUCACCACCAUCACCACUAGCACCAUCUCCAGCAGCACCAGCAACAGCACCAGCAACAUCAGCAGCAUCAGCAGCACCUGCUGCACUAGAAGCAGCAUCAGCAAUACCAGCAGCACAACCACCACCACCAAUUCCACCAGCACCAGUAGCACCAGGAGCACUAGGAAUACCAGCAGCAUUACGAGCAGCACCAGCAACACCUGCGGCACCACUAGCAGGACCAGUAGCAGCAGCACCACCACAACCACCAAUACCACCAGUACCAGUUGCACCAGUAGCACCAGCAGCAUCAGCAGCACCAGCAGCACCAACAGCACUAACGUCACCACCACUACCAGCAGCAGCAGCAGCAGCAUCACCACCACCAAUAGCACCAUCACCAGUAGCACCAGCAGCACCAGCAACACCUGCGGCACCACUGGCAGCACCAGUAGCAGCAGCAUCACCCCGACCACCACCACCAGCACCAGUAGCACCAGCAGCAUCAGCAAGCAGCAGCAUCAACAAUACCAGCAGCACAACCACCACCACCAAUUCCACCAGCACCAGUAGCACCAGCAGCAUCAGCAGUACCAGCAGCACCACCAGCAGCACCAGCACCAGCAGCACCAGCAGCACCAGCAGCACCAGCAGCACCAGCAGCACCAGCAGCACCAGCAGCACCAGCAGCACCAGCAGCACCAGCAGCACCAGCAGCACCAGCAGCACCAGCAGCACCAGCAGCACCAGCAGCACCAGCAGCACCAGCAGCACCAGCAGCACCAGCAGCACCAGCAGCACCAGCAGCACCAGCAGCACCAGCAGCACCAGCAGCACCAGCAGCACCAGCAGCACCAGCAGCACCAGCAGCACCAGCAGCACCAGCAACACCAAACACCACCACCAUCACCACCAUCACUACUACAUCAUCAGCAGCACCUGCGGCACUAGCAGCUGCAUCAGCAAUACCAGCAGCACAACCACCACCACCAAUUCCACCAGCACCAGUAGCACCAGGAGCACUAGGAAUACCAACAGCAUUACUAGCAGCACCAGCAACACCUGCGGCACCACUAGCAGCAGCACCACCACCACAACCAAUACCACCAGCACCAGUUGCACCAGUAGCACCAGCAGCACCAACAGCACUAACGUCACCACCACCACCACCACCAGCAGCAGCAUCAUCACCACCACCAAUAGCACCAUCACCAGUAGCACCAGCAGCACCAGCAAUACCAGCAGCAGCACCAGCAACACCUGCGGCACCACUGGCAGCACCAGCAGCAUCAGCAGUACCAGCAGCACUACCAGCAGCACUUGCAACACUAGCAGCACCAGCGUCACCACCACCACCAGCACCAGCAGCAGCAGCAGCACCACGACCAAUACCACCAGCACCAUCACCACCAGCAGCACACCAAUUGCGACACCUGCCACACCAGCACCAACAGUACCACCAUCACCACCAUCACCACUAGCACCAUCUCCAGCAGCACCAGCAACAGCACCAGCAACAUCAGCAGCAUCAGCAGCACCUGCUGCACUAGAAGCAGCAUCAGCAAUACCAGCAGCACAACCACCACCACCAAUUCCACCAGCACCAGUAGCACCAGGAGCACUAGGAAUACCAGCAGCAUUACGAGCAGCACCAGCAACACCUGCGGCACCACUAGCAGGACCAGUAGCAGCAGCACCACCACCACCAAUACCAUCAGCACCAGUAGCACCAGGAGCACUAGGAAUACCAGCAGCAUUACGAGCAGCACCAGCAACACCUGCGGCACCACUAGCAGGACCAGUAGCAGCAGCACCACCACAACCACCAAUACCACCAGUACCAGUUGCACCAGUAGCACCAGCAGCAUCAGCAGCACCAGCAGCACCAACAGCACUAACGUCACCACCACUACCAGCAGCAGCAGCAGCAGCAUCACCACCACCAAUAGCACCAUCACCAGUAGCACCAGCAGCACCAGCAACACCUGCGGCACCACUGGCAGCACCAGUAGCAGCAGCAUCACCCCGACCACCACCACCAGCACCAGUAGCACCAGCAGCAUCAGCAGUACCAGCAGCACCACCAGCAGCACCUGCAACACUAGCAGCACCAACCAGCAGGAGCAGCUGCAUCACCCUCACCACCACCACCAGCACCAGCAGCAGCAGAAUCACCAGCAGCACCAACAACACCUGCGGCGCCACUAGCAGCACCAGUAGCAGCAGCACCACCACCACCACCGCAGCAGCAGCAUCAGCAGUACCAGCAGCACCACCAGCAGCACCUGCAACACUAGCAGCACCAGCGUCCCCACCACCACCAGCACCAGUAGCACCAGCAGCACCAACAAUACCAGCACAUCACCAGCAGCACCAGCAACACCUGUGGCACCAGCAGCAGCACCUGAAACACCACAUCACCAGCAGCAGCAGCAGCAGUACCAGCAGCAUCAGCAGCACCUGCGGCACUAGCAGCAGCACCAGCAGCAGCAGCAGCAGCACCUGCAACACCAGCAGCACCAACGCCACCACCACCACCACCACCAGCAGCAGCAGCAGCAGCACCACCACCACCAAUACCAUCAGCACCAGUAGCACCAGCAGCACCAGCAGCACCAGCAGCACCUUCAACACUAGCAGCACCAGCGUCACCACCACCACCAGCACCAGCACCACCAGCAGCAGCACCACCACCACCACCACCAGCAGCAGCAGCAGCAGCAGCAGCAGCAGCAGCAGCAGCAGCAGCAGCAGCAGCAGCAGCAGCAGCAGCAGCAGCAGCACCAGCAACACCAGCAGCACCAAUUGCGGCACCAGCACCACCAGCACCAACAGCACCACCAUCACCACCACCACCACCACCACCAACACCAGUAGCACCAGCAGCAUCAGCAGUACCAGCAGCACUACCAGCAGCACUUGCAACACUAGCAGCACCAGCGUCACCACCACCACCAGCACCAGCAGCAGCAGCAGCACUACCACCAAUACCAUCAGCACCAGCACCACCAGCAGCACACCAGCACCACCAACACCAACAGCACCACCAUCACCACCAUCACCACUAGCACCAUCUCCAGCAGCACCAGCAACAGCACCAGCAACACCAGCAGCAUCAGCAGCACCUGCGGCACUAGCAGCAGCAUCAGCAAUGCCAGCAGCAUUACCAACAGCACCAGCAACACUUGCGGCACCACUGGCAGCACCAGUAGCAGCAGCAUCACCACCACCACCACCACCAGCACCAGUAGCACCAGCAGCAUCAGCAGUACCAGCAGCACUACCAGCAGCACCUGCAACACUACAAGCACCAACGUCACCUCCACCAGCAGCAGCACCACCACCACCACCAAUAACACCAGCACCAGUAGCACCAGCAGCAUCAGCAGUACCAGCAGCACUACCAGCAGCACCUGCAACACUACAAGCACCAACGUCACCUCCACCAGCAGCAGCACCACCACCACCACCAAUAACACCAGCACCAGUAGCACCAGCAGCAUCAGCAAUACCAGCAGCACCACCAGCAGCACCUGCAACACUAGCAGCACCAGCUAGCACCACCACCACCACCAAUUCCACCAGCACCAGUAGCACCAGGAGCACCAGAAAUACCAGCAGCAUUACUAGCAGCACCAGCAACACCUGCGGCACCACUAGCAGCACCAGCAGCAGCAGCACCACCACCACCAAUACCACCAGCACCAGUAGCACCAGCAGUACCAGCAAGACCGGCAGCAUCACCAGCAGCACUAGCAGCACCAGCACCACCAGCAGCUGCACCUGAAACACCAGCAUCACCAGCAGUAGCACCUGAAACACCUGUACCACCAGCAGCAGCACCAGCAGUACCAGCUACACCAGCAGCACCAAUUGCGGCACUAGCACCACCAGCACCAACAGCACCACCAUCACCACUAGCGCCACCACCAGCAGCAGCAGCACGAGCAGCACCAGUAACAUCAGCAGCACCAGCAGCACCUGCAGUACCACCAGCAGUACCAGCACCAACGGCACCACCAUUACCACUAGCACCAUCACCAGCAGCACCAGCAACAGCACCUGCAACACCAGCAGCACCAGGAGCAGCAGCAGCAGCAGCACCAACACCACCACCACCACCACCACCACCAGCAACAGCACCACCAGUACCACCAGCAGCACCAGCGGCUCCAGCAGCACCACCACAAGAGAGAGUAUAUAA
Odontomachus brunneus is the source of this 7704-nucleotide messenger RNA. RefSeq names its product serine-rich adhesin for platelets-like. Lineage: Eukaryota; Metazoa; Arthropoda; Insecta; Hymenoptera; Formicidae. The record is from RefSeq and is a predicted model, not a curated record. The transcript is spliced from 17 exons.